GCGGCCAACAUCUGGUUUAAUCAAAAUGUGGAGGAAAUAAGCUCAAAACACAUACGGACACACACAUACACAUGCUUUCUCUACUUUCUCUCUCUGACCAUUUUCUCUCAUCGGCGACUGAGUUUUUUGGGGGAGAUUUGCCGUCAUUUUGCGUCUCCGGUUACCUUCUCUUUACCACCGUUGUUGGUUACUCUUCUAAACUACGGAUUCAUUGUUACAUGGAUCCAAGACUACCGAAUUUUGCGAGAGGUGGUCGAUUUGGGGUGGGUUUCGCCGCUGGUGCAAAAUGUUUCAUUUGCAUUUCUGAAUCUUCCUCGUAGAAGACCUAAUGCUGUUCUCCGAUAUAGAUAUACAUAGAGGGAGAAAGAUAGCAAGGGAGGUACGUAACAAUGGCGCAAUCAUUGGAGCUUCUGAUACUUCAAUUCUUGAUGCCGGACGAUGAUGCGCGGCGGCAAGCGGAGGACCAAAUCAAGCGGAUGGUUAGGGAUCCAACGGUGGUUCCCGUACUUAUCGACCAUAUACGUACUGCAAAGACUCCUAAUGUCCGACAGCUAUCUGCCGUUCUCCUCCGUAAGAAGAUCAAAGGUCAUUGGCCCAAUCUUCUGCCUGAACUUCGCCAGCUCGUCAUGCAAUCUCUCAUUGAAAGCAUCGCAACGGAAAACAGUUCAUCUGUGAGACGAGCUAGUGCAAAUGCAGCAAGUAUCAUUGCAAAGUAUACAGUUCCACAUGGGCAAUGGCCAGACCUUCUUCCCUUUAUAUUCUAUUGUAGUCAAAGUGCACAAGAAGAUCAUAGAGAGGUGGCAUUGAUGUUGUUCAGCUCCUUAACAGAGACACUUGGGGAUUCAUUUCGACCAUAUUUUGCAGAUUUUCAAUUACUUCUACUCAAAUGCCUACAUGAUAAGAUGAGAAGUGUUAGAGUUGCUGCCCUCAAGGCAGUUGGAGCUUUUCUUGAGGCCACUCACGAUGAAUCUCAAGUGGUUAAAUUUUGCGAAUUUAUCCCAAGCAUAUUGCAUGUCUCAAGACAAUACCUUGCUUCUGGAGAAGAAGACAUUGCCAUAAUUGCUUUCGAAAUAUUUGAUGAUUUGAUUGAAUUUCCAGCACCCCUUCUUGGAGAAUCAAUGAAAGCCAUAGUUCACUUCUCUCUUGAGGUUUGCUCAAAUUCAAAAUUGGAAUCCACCACUCGUUAUCAGGCAAUUCAAAUUAUUUCAUGGCUUGCAAAAUAUCAAUCCACUUCUCUUAAGGACCAGGAUUUGAUAGUUCCAAUCCUCCAUAUUAUGUGCCCCAUGCUUACAGAAGCAACGAAUAGUGAUGAAAAUGAUGAUAUGUCACCAGAUCGAGCUGUUGCAGAAGUUCUUGAUACUAUGUCUGUGAAGUUAUCAAACCAUGUUUUUCCAUUUGCUUUUGAGUUUGCUUCUGAAAGCAGUCAGAGUGUUGAUCUAAAGUUCCGAGAAGCUUCUAUGAUGCUUUUGGGGUUGAUCACAGAGGGUUGUUUGGAGUUGAUAAAAGGAAAGCUUGAACCCAUUUUGUAUAUUGUCUUUGGGGCUUUAAGAGAUCCUGAAGAGAUUGUAAGAGGAGCUGCUUCUUUCGCGUUAGGUCAAUUUGUCGAGUAUCUUCAGCCUGAAAUUAUAUCUCGUUACGAAACCGUUCUCCCUCAUAUAUUCAGGUCCUUACAAGACGCAUCUGAUGAUGUGAAGGAGAAAUCAUACUAUGCAUUGGCAUCAUUUUGUGAGAACAUGGGUGAAGAAAUCAUCCUGUUUAUUGAUCCUCUGAUGGGGAAACUACUUGUUGCUCUCCAAAAUAGCCCAAAAAAGUUACACGAAACAUGUUUGUCUGCGAUUAGUUCAGUUGCAUCUGCUACCCAGAAAGCAUUUCUCCCCUAUGUUGAAAGGGUUUUGGAACUGAUGAAAACUUUCAUGGUGCUUACAAAUGAAGAGGACCUGUGUUCACGAGCAAGGGCUACUGAAUUGGUGGGGAUAGUUGCAAUGAUUGCAGGAAAGGACAAAAUGGAAUCGGUUUUACCAUUUUUUAUUGAAGCUGCAAUUUCCGGGUAUGGGCUGGAGUGCAGUACACUUCGUGAGUAUACUCAUGGGUUUUUUAGCAUCGUGGCAGAAAUUUUGGAAGAUGGAAUGGUUCAGUAUCUUCCAUAUGUUGUACCUUUGGCAUUCUCUUCUUGCAAUCUUGAUGAUGGAUUUGCUGAUAAAGUUGAUGAUUCUGAUGAGGAUGAAGAUCUUAUUGGAUUUGAUACAGUUUCUUCUGAUGAUGAAUCCCAAGAUGAACCAAGAGUACAAAAUAUCAAUAUAAGAACUGGUGUUUUGGAUGAAAAGGCUGCUGCAACUCAAGCCCUUGGUCUACUUGCCUUUCAUACAAAGAAUGCCUAUGACCCAUAUUUGGAAGAGACCCUGAAGAUUAUGGUGAAGCAUUCCAUCUACUUCCAUGAAAAUGUCCGACUUCAGGCCAUGACUGGUUUGAAACAUACUCUAACAGCUGCUCAUGCAUGCUUACAAUGUCAUGAUGAUGGGGAAUCACAGACAAAACAAAUUCUUGAUUCUAUAAUGAAAAUUUACAUCAAGACGAUGAAUGAAGAUGAUGACAAGGAUGUGGUUGCUCAAGCUUGCAUGAGUGUAGCACAUAUCACCAAGGAUUUUGGAUAUGUUGCAGUUGAAUCUCACAUGCAUCAGCUUGUGGAGUCAACUCUGGCAUUGCUGUGGCAAAACUCAGUAUGUCAGAAAGUAAAAUCUGGCAUUGAUAUCGAAGAUGAUGAUCAUGGACAUAGUGAAAUGCUCUUGGAUGCUAUUACAGAUCUUCUUCCUACUUUUUCCAAGGCCAUGGGUUCCGACUUUGCACCUUUCUUUGAACCUCUGUUUGAUCCACUAAUGGAUUUAUUGAAAGAAUCAUACUCACCACAAGAUAGGACAAUCGUGGUUGCAUGUCUGGCUGAAGUUGCUCAGCAUAUGGGCACUACAUUUUCUACCUAUGUAAAUACGUUGAUGCCAUUGGUACUUAGAGAAUUAGAUUCACCAUCAGCAACCAAUAGGAGGAAUGCUGCAUUUUGUGUUGGAGAAAUGUGCAAGAAUGGUGGCGAAUAUGGUCUUAAAUACUUGGAUGAUGUGUUGCCAUGCCUCUUUCUAUUGUUUGAAGAAUCUGAGAAAGACCAUGCAGUAAGGGACAAUGCAGCAGGUGCAGUUGCAAAGAUUAUUAUGGCCCACCAAAACUCCGUCCCACUAUAUCGGGUCCUCCCUAUACUCCUCAAAGUUCUUCCUUUAAAAAAAGAUUAUGAGGAAUCCAUCCCUGUUUAUAACUGCAUUUGCAACCUUAUUUUCUCAUCCAACCAACAGAUCCUUGAGCUAGUUCCAGAUUUGGUUAUGGUAUUUGCAGAAGCAGCCAUGUCACCACUCGAAACACGUGAAGUUAAAAUUCAAAUAGGAGGGGCUCUCUCUCACUUAUUAUCACUUUUUGGUAGAGAAAUGCAUCCAAUCUUGAGAAACCUCCCACCAACAUAUGCACGUGCAUUAGCUGCUAUUUUACCAAAAAGUUUUUGGCCAUCACUCUCAUAGGAUAACCAUCAUUUUAGACCGGGUAAACAGUUUGCAAACUAGUUUCUCAUAGUUGUGUUCAUAGCAUUAAGUUUCCCACAAACCACCCUGUGAUUAAAAACAUCUUGUAGUGUAACCAUGAUGAAAGAAAGAAAAACUGUAAGUAUGAAUUGGUAAAUGAAUGAAAGUUGUGCAAAUGAUAAAUCAUCUUGCAAUAAUGAUCCAUUGACUAGUACUAUAUUGAUUGCUAGAUGCAGGUUUUGGUGUACAACUUUGAAACAUCACCAUUUUCCAACAGAGCCAUAUGUUUCUUCUCUUCCCUCGUUUGGUGAAAGGUCCUUCAUUUCAACUAUGAAGUCCUCAAUUUCGAUUUCAUAUUUGGAUGCGAAGUAGAAUUUGGAGCGUUCCAAAAAGUUGGAGAUCCAACUACAAGAAAACAAAUAGGCCGAUAUAACAUUUCUUUAGUGUAUUUCAAAUCUAUUUUUAUAUAGGGUACCAAAGAAAUCUUGAUUUGAAUUGUCAUUUUUUACUAAUUCUCUUUCUUUAUCCGGAAGACCUAGAAUUUUAACCUUGUGUCUAGACGAUCGGGCCAAUGGACUGUCUAAGGUAGACAGUUUCUAUGGGGUGUAGGCCUCUCCAAAA
This is a messenger RNA of Lactuca sativa (garden lettuce), 4175 nucleotides long. NCBI's taxonomy places the organism in Eukaryota, Viridiplantae, Streptophyta, Magnoliopsida, Asterales, Asteraceae. The record is from RefSeq and is a predicted model, not a curated record.